Penicillium canariense is the source of this 870-nucleotide messenger RNA. Its product is annotated as ankyrin repeat domain-containing protein. NCBI's taxonomy places the organism in Eukaryota, Fungi, Ascomycota, Eurotiomycetes, Eurotiales, Aspergillaceae. The record is from RefSeq and is a predicted model, not a curated record. The transcript has a single exon. Gene Ontology annotation, molecular function: protein binding. Bases 1 to 870 code for a protein of 289 amino acids.
AUGGAUGAAGCUGAACGACGACGACGCUCAAAUCCAGUCGGUCUGGUUGGUAAUGGCUGCGCCAGACACUGCCUAGAAGAUGUUCGUCGUGGAAUCAACUGGGCCGCAGAAACUUCCCCGCGAAUCCAUGCUCAAGCCCUGGACAGAGGAAUUCGUGGUGCUUUUCGAGAACAGGACGAGGAAAUUUUGAUCUAUCUCGUGACUGAGGCCAAUGUCCCUCUGGAAGAAAUCGACCCAUACCAGCUCUCUACCAUCAGUUCGCUUCCACUCUGGGAAGCGGUGCUUAAGCGCGGAUGGGACAUCAAUCAACGGACCAAAUCACAUGGAGGCUUAGGGCAAAGGCUUCGACUGUUGGACUUUGUCUGCUACGAUAGUGACCUCGUCCACUGGUUACUCGACCGCGGAGCCACAGUAGAUGACGGUGAAAAAGACACUGUGAAAUGCCCGCCCCUACUUCAGACUGCGGCCGAGCGGGCAACUGUACCACUCUAUAAACUAUUUCAGGAACUUGGAGCACCUCAUGGACCACGUGAGCUCCAUCUUGCCGUCAAGAGGGCCAGCGGGCCCUAUCCCUACAUGGAAAUGGUUCGCUAUCUUGUGGAUGAACUCGGACUUGAUGUCAAUCAGUUGGAUGGGGACGAAUAUUUCGGGUGCUCCGACACUGGAAUGUUCUUCGGGCCACCGCUGUAUUGGGCCAUGGAAGGUUCGGGCGGGGGUGAAGAAGUUGUCCGAUUCUUACUCGAACGCGGUGCAGAUCCGUAUUUGAAUGGUGAUGCAAUGGAGAAGGCGGAAAGCCGCGGGAAACAAGGUGUCGUUGCAAUACUGCAAGAGUGGAAAGACGGGAAAAUUGCAGUGCAGCGAAAGGAUUGA